This is a messenger RNA of Triticum aestivum (bread wheat), 1338 nucleotides long. RefSeq lists its product as uncharacterized. The coding region runs from base 1 to 1104 and encodes 367 amino acids. The transcript is spliced from 4 exons. The record is from RefSeq and is a predicted model, not a curated record. NCBI's taxonomy places the organism in Eukaryota, Viridiplantae, Streptophyta, Magnoliopsida, Poales, Poaceae.
AUGGCCGGGCAGGGCGAGCAGCGGUGGCCUUCGGCGUCAGCAGCAGUGCGGAACGGGGCAGCGGGCGGGGGCCUGCGCGGGCGGCGGAUGGCGACGCGGUGCGGUGUGGUGACCGCGGCAAUGCUCGAUGCUCUGGACGGCGCGGUCGAGAGGCCGGGCGAGCACGACGAGCCUCCACCCACCGAAGCACCGAACCGUUCUUGCACCGCCGCGACGGCGCUGCUCGGCGACGCUCUGCGGCAGGCCAUCAUGCCGCGGGGUGCGUACGAGGCGCUGCGGGACGAGGAGCGCGCGCUGCGGCUAGCAGCGGCGGCUGCCGCCUGCGUCGCCUUCUCUACCGUUGCCGCGGUGGGGAUCAGCCUCGGGAUCGUGUUUCCAGACGAGCCCGCGGACCGGCCCUUCUGCCGGGAGCGCCGCAUGCUGGAGGCGCUCCCGGCAGCUGCUAGCAGCCGGGAGGAGGAGCCCGAGGCGUAUCGGUACCGAGGCGGGGCUUUCUACAUGACCACGGCCGAAGCCGCCGACUUCUACUGGAUGGUCGUCUUGGUGCCAUCCGCUGUCCUCUUCGCCGCAUCCGCCGCUUACCUCGUAUCAGGAAUAUCUGUUGCAUAUGCUGCUCCAAGGAGGCAUCCGUUCAUUUGCAUUGUCGAGAAUAACUUCUGCACUUCUAGAAGAGGUGGUAUGCGUUGCCUGGCUAUAGUGAAUGCAGUUUCCGCCCUCAUAUUUGGUCUCAUGGCAAUAGUCUUUGGAUCAAUGCUUCUGGCCCUUGGAAGUAGUUGUUCGAUUCCUCUCUUCUGGUGCUAUGAAAUUGCAGCAUGGGGUUUAGUUAUCCUUUACGGUGGUACAGCCGCCUUCUUGAGAAGGAAAGCGGCAGAGGAGGGCGAUUAUGCUAGCCAUAUUGUGGGCCUUGAGAUGCUCGAGACCACAAUUGAGGUGAUCCCAGAGGCGCAGAGGCGUGUAAACGAUGGCUUCAAGACAUGGAUGGGGUCAUCGCUUCUAUCUUCAGACGAGGAGGAAGCUUUGGAUGACUAUAUAGAGCACAAUGCUCCUGCCCCGAAAGCUUCAGUUCAGCACAGGAAGGAAAAUGAUUUACAAGAGCUGACUUAAUGUAUAAACAGAUGUACAUAGUUCACUUAUUCCUUGAGGUUUGGUGAUGUUGUAAAUGCGUGGCUUGGGUUCCACGGCUUAAAAAUGUGUUAUUUCGUUCGUUUUCCACUGGAGAGCAACGAAAAGUGGGGUUAGUUAGCAAGCCAAAUACAGGGAUCCUUCUUUGGAUCACUUACUAUUCGUCCAUUUCAAUCCGGGGGCGAAAUAGUAAACAGGAAUGCAGUCUCUAUCUUA